UUAUAAGAAUUGCUUAUCAGACCUAAAUAUAUUGAUUAAAAUAUGAUUUAUUUAUUCGCUCCAGUUAAUGAACCGACGAAAUUAAUUAUACUAGAAGAUGCAUUACGUACUAUAAUGUCGAAGACAUGUAUUAAGUUCGUGCGCAUUCACGAAUAUAUGAGACUCCCAGCAAAUAAUUGGGUCAAUAUCACGGGUCACCAAAGGGGUUGUUUCUCCGAUUUAGGACGUAAUCCGAAUGGACCUACUAUUCUAAAUCUAAACGUGGACGUGUGCUUUUUUGGACCUGGACACGCAUUGCACGAAGUGUUGCAUUCCUUAGGUGUAUAUCACGAGCAUAUGAGACCAGAUCGCGACAAGUACAUCACUGUAAUAUGGCAAAACAUAAAAAAGGGAAAUGACUUUAAUUUUGAGUUAUUAAAUAAUAAUGUUGUAACCUCUUAUGGAUUACCGUACGACUAUGACAGCAUAAUGCACUAUUCUAUGACGGCAUUUUCUAUUAAUAGAUCGCUUCCUACGAUAAUACCUACGAGAUCUGAUGUGGAAAUUGGCCAAAGAAAUCACAUGUCAUAUUAUGAUAUACAAAAAGUACUAAUUGCUUAUAAUUGCCAUCAGUACCAUAAUGAAAAAUAUUAAGAAACCUAACUUGAAGAAGCCAAAGAAAUUUCCUGAAAAAAUUAACUUCCGCAAAACAUUACCGGAACAAAAUACAGUCAUUAAAACAGAAGCGGAAGCACGAAUGCCAAACAUCAUUCUAAAUAACCCGAUAUUAAAUAAAUUAGAUAAUAAAAGUGAUGAUUUAGAAAAACCAAUGAAUAGAUUUAAUCAAACAGCUUUAUUAAAAUCUAUGUACUCUAUUGAGUCAAAUUAUUAUGUGUCUCUGAGCCCAGUAUAUAUAAAUCUUCAUUUUUAUUUGUAUAAGAAAAAUGAAUAAUAAAAUAUAUAUAGAAA
This is a messenger RNA of Solenopsis invicta (red fire ant), 948 nucleotides long. RefSeq names its product high choriolytic enzyme 1. NCBI's taxonomy places the organism in Eukaryota, Metazoa, Arthropoda, Insecta, Hymenoptera, Formicidae. Bases 43 to 633 code for a protein of 196 amino acids. The record is from RefSeq and is a predicted model, not a curated record. Gene Ontology annotation, molecular function: zinc ion binding; metalloendopeptidase activity. Gene Ontology annotation, biological process: proteolysis. The transcript is spliced from 3 exons.